UGAAAAAGUGGAUACUUAUCUUUUUAUUUUACUUUACAAAUAUCAUUGCACAACAGGAACAACAAAGGGUGAUCAACUCUUUUGAUAUUUCAAUACAACAAGAAAAAGCAAAUGAACUUACUGAGACAAUAAUUGAAACGGAUUCUAUUGCAACUUCAUGCAGUAGUUGUAUAUCACUUUUACAAAUAUUAAAAAAGAUGUCUUUAUUCUCGGAAGCAUUUUUAAUCUCAACUUUAACAAAAAUGUGUAAACGAACAAAUAAAGUAGAUGAUGAUGUCUGUGAAGGGGUCAUCAGAGAACAAGCACCCAUUAUCCGAAAAGUAAUUCCGACUAUGGAUAUAUCCGGAAGAGAUGGACAUCUUGCAUGUGCUGCUAUCCUCAACUCUUGUCCUUAUCCAGAGGUUGAACAAUGGAAUAUCACAUUUCCAAAACCUAAACCUGAGCUUAAGCAGGAACCAAUAAAAUCAAAUGGUCAGACAUUUACUGUCCUGCAGCUCAGCGAUUGGCAUAUCGACCUUGAUUACCAAACUGGAGCAGAAGCCAAGUGCACUAAGCCUAUUUGCUGUAGGCCUGCAUACACUGAUUAUACCAAUAUCACAAAACGAGCCUCCAUGUGGGGCGAAUACGGCUGCGACACCCCACUGAGCUUGAUUGAAUCCAUGUUGCGUUUCAUUCCUACAGCAGAGCCUGAUAUCAAGUUUGGCAUUCUAACGGGUGAUAUCCCUCCUCACGAGGUUUGGUCUACCUUGCCAUUCAUCAAGACUAAGCUCAUCCAAGAUGAAACGUACCGUAUACUUCAUGACUACUUUGACUCCCCAUUAUUAGUCAACUCUAUGCUCUACCCUGCCGUGGGUAACCAUGAAUCAGCGCCCACUAAUAACUUCCCCUUGAGACACUCAACCAUACCUUUUGAAAAGAAGUUUCUCGACUUGAAGUGGCUCUAUAGAGCAUUAUCAAAGAACUGGCAAGGCUGGUUAUCCCCCUUGUCUCAUCCUUCUGUUGAGGAAAACACUGGAAGCUACUCAGCACGACCCAUCCGUGGCUUAAAGCUAAUUAGCUUAAACACAAACUUUUGCUACACUCUCAACUGGUGGCUCUAUCAACAACCAGUGGACAAGGACCCCAAUGGCAUCUUUGCUUGGCUAAUCAAUGAGCUUCAGGAUGCAGAGGACAAUGGUGAACGUGUAUGGAUCAUUGGUCAUAUUGCGCCUGGCGACAACACAUGUUUCCAUGACUACUCAAAUUACUACUCUCAAAUCAUUGAGAGAUACUCUCAUAUCAUUUCUGCUCAGUUCUUUGGUCACACUCAUAAAGAUGAGCUGUCAAUAUUCUAUAAAAAUGGAAAGGAGAAAACUGCAGAGAAUGCUAUCUCUGUUGGAUACAUUGGUCCUUCCAUUACACCUUUCUUAAACCUUAACCCAGGUUUCAGAGUAUACAAGGUGGAUACAAAGACUUUUGAAAUUAUUGAUUCUAUUACGUAUUCAGCUGAUCUAUACAAAGCUACUGAUUUGAAUAAUCAACCUAAUUGGCAUGUGGAAUACUCUGCAAGAGAGGCCUACAGCUCAAGCCGUGCUCGACUCGCAUCCUCUAUUUCUCCAUUGACGCCAGCUUGGUGGCAUAAUGUCACAGUAGAUAUGGAAGACGAUGAUACAGACACGUUUGAAAAAUAUCGUCGUUUUACCACCAAAUCAUCUCCUAUAGCACGAGAAUGUGACGAUGAGUGCAAGAGAAAGACUAUUUGUAACAUUCGUGCUGGUAACUCUGAACAUCGAUGUGAUUAUGAUUCUGAUGUGUUUGAACCUGAACAAAAGAGACAAAAGACUGAAAUGCAUCUCUGUGGUCUGAAUAUAUUUUCUCAAUAAAGCCUAUUCUAUUCACUCCUGAAUAUCUAUCAAAAGUAUAAACUCAGCAAGUGGCUUUUU
Messenger RNA from Rhizopus microsporus ATCC 52813, 1922 nucleotides. Its product is annotated as sphingomyelin phosphodiesterase. Gene Ontology annotation, biological process: sphingomyelin catabolic process. Gene Ontology annotation, molecular function: sphingomyelin phosphodiesterase activity. The record is from RefSeq and is a predicted model, not a curated record. The coding region runs from base 198 to 1862 and encodes 554 amino acids. The transcript is spliced from 10 exons. Lineage: Eukaryota; Fungi; Mucoromycota; Mucoromycetes; Mucorales; Rhizopodaceae.